Tachysurus fulvidraco (yellow catfish) is the source of this 8716-nucleotide messenger RNA. RefSeq names its product potassium large conductance calcium-activated channel, subfamily M, alpha member 1a (gene kcnma1a). Gene Ontology annotation, molecular function: large conductance calcium-activated potassium channel activity. Gene Ontology annotation, biological process: potassium ion transport; transmembrane transport. The transcript has 35 exons. Gene Ontology annotation, cellular component: postsynaptic membrane. NCBI's taxonomy places the organism in Eukaryota, Metazoa, Chordata, Actinopteri, Siluriformes, Bagridae. The coding region runs from base 691 to 4911 and encodes 1406 amino acids. The record is from RefSeq and is a predicted model, not a curated record.
CGAGUGUGUGUGUCUGUGUGUGUGCGUGCGUGCGUGUGUGUAUGUGCGAGUGUGUAUGUGCGUGCGUGCGUGCGUGUUGUGUGUGUUUGCGCGCGCGCUCAGUGAGCGAAGCGGAGCGACUGACAGCACCGUUUCCUCUGUCAGCUCCGACUAACAGAACCAUCCAAUAAACGUAACGAUGCUACAACGCUGUUUCCUAUUAUAGUCGUAAACAUUUAAUACGCCAAGAAAUAUAUUUUUUUUGACGGACGUUCAUUAUUAAGUCGGCGUCUAUGAGAGAAAUAUCGCUUUGUCGCCGCGGUCCCUGGAUGGAAGACCGUGAUCUUGGAGGCGCUCGAGCUGAUUGAAGAGCUGCGUUUAUUUUAUUUCUCUGACACAGCUUCAGUUCUAACAAGGAUAGCAAGACAACUCAUAUAAAAUGCCUACAUGGCUCAGAUUUUCCGAUUAUUUCGAAUAUUUAGAAAAACCCAGUGAAAAGUCGUCGUUAUUGCGGAUUUAAAUGUGUCGCGCAGAAGGACCUCCUGUUUCUCUGCCGAUUUCACGCGAAGCGACAUUUUGGGUUAAGAAACUAUCAUUGACAGCGAGGAGCUUGUGCUAUAGGGAACAGCACUGUUGCGCAGACUGGGCUUUUUAAAGCAAUAUGGCUGAUGGCUGUGGCUGGGGGCGCUGGCAGGAGCAGGAGCUCUCCAAAUGCUAGCUGGGGCAGAUCGCAACCUUUCCCGCGGCGGCGACGGCAUCUCUAGAAUGACUAAUAAUAACAACUACAAUAAAAACUCGGACUCUUCUGUCUCUAUAUCCAGGAUGGAUGUGAUCAUCCCGUUCUCCGCAGACGUGCCGUGCGAUAACAAUGGCCAGCGCAUGUGGUGGGCUUUCCUCGCCUCGUCCAUGGUGACGUUCUUCGGGGGUCUCUUUAUCAUCCUCCUGUGGAGGACCCUCAAGUACCUGUGGACUGUCUGCUGCCAUUGUAACGUCAAAAACAAGGAGGCCCAGAAAGUGAAUAACGGGCAGGCAGAUGGGCCACUGAAGAGCCAGGAUGAGAAGGAUGAGGCUCCAGCUAGUGAGGUGGGCUGGAUGACCUCGGUGAAAGACUGGGCCGGGGUCAUGAUCUCAGCACAGACUCUCACAGGCAGAGUACUGGUCGUGUUAGUCUUUGCUCUCAGUAUUGGAGCCCUUGGAAUAUACUUCAUAGACUCGUCUGACCCUAUAGAGUCCUGUCAGAACUUCUAUAAAGACUUCACGUUACAGAUCGACAUGGCCUUCAAUGUGUUCUUCUUACUCUACUUUGGUCUGCGAUUUAUUGCAGCAAACGACAAGCUUUGGUUCUGGCUGGAGGUGAACUCCGUGGUGGAUUUCUUUACUGUGCCACCUGUGUUUGUGUCGGUGUAUCUUAACAGAAGCUGGCUGGGUCUGAGAUUUCUAAGAGCCUUGAGACUGAUACAGUUCUCAGAAAUUUUACAGUUUUUGAAUAUCUUAAAGACAAGUAAUUCCAUCAAGCUGGUGAACCUGUGUUCCAUCUUCAUAAGCACAUGGCUCACAGCUGCAGGAUUCAUUCAUCUGGUGGAAAACUCAGGGGAUCCUUGGGAAAACUUCCAAAAUUCUCAACCACUUUCAUAUUGGGAAUGUGUGUACUUACUCAUGGUCACUAUGUCCACGGUGGGAUACGGGGACGUCUGUGCGAAAACCACCCUUGGCCGACUUUUCAUGGUCUUCUUCAUUCUUGGCGGUUUGGCCAUGUUUGCCAGCUACGUCCCUGAAAUCAUAGAGUUAAUAGGAAACCGCAAGAAAUAUGGUGGUUCCUAUAGUGCGGUUAAUGGCAGAAAGCAUAUUGUGGUCUGUGGUCAUAUCACACUUGAAAGUGUAUCCAACUUCCUUAAAGACUUCCUACACAAGGACAGGGAUGAUGUCAAUGUAGAAAUUGUUUUUCUUCAUAAUAUUUCCCCUAAUCUUGAGCUGGAAGCCUUGUUCAAACGUCACUUCACUCAGGUGGAAUUCUACCAAGGAUCUGUUCUUAACCCACAUGAUCUAGCUAGAGUCAAGAUCGAGUCAGCGGACGCAUGCUUAAUUCUCGCCAACAAAUACUGUGCAGACCCGGAUGCUGAAGAUGCAUCAAACAUUAUGAGAGUUAUAUCCAUCAAGAAUUACCAUCCAAAGAUAAGAAUAAUAACUCAAAUGUUACAGUACCACAACAAGGCCCAUCUGCUAAACAUUCCCAGCUGGAACUGGAAGGAGGGCGAUGAUGCGAUCUGCCUGGCCGAGCUGAAGGCAGGCUUUAUAGCCCAGAGCUGCCUGGCACAAGGCCUGUCCACCAUGCUUGCCAACCUCUUCUCCAUGAGGUCAUACAUCAAGAUUGAAGAGGACACAUGGCAGAAGUAUUAUUUGGAGGGAGUGGCUAAUGAGAUGUACACUGAGUACUUGUCCAGUGCCUUUGUGGGCCUUUCUUUUCCUACAGUUUGUGAGCUAUGUUAUGUGAAGCUCAAAUUGUUGUUGAUUGCUAUUGAGUACAAGUCCGAGCAGAGGGAAAGCAGAAGCAGAAAGCGUAUCCUGAUCAAUCCUGGGAACCAUGUAAAGAUGCAGGAGGGAACCUUGGGAUUCUUUAUUGCCAGUGAUGCCAAAGAGGUCAAAAGAGCAUAUUUUUACUGCAAAGCUUGUCAUGAUGACAUCACAGAUCCCAAAAGGAUCAAAAAGUGUGGCUGCAAGAGACUGAUAUAUUCCAAGAUGUCCGUCUACAAGCGAAUGAAACUGGCAUGUUGUUUUGAUUGCGGGCGCUCUGAGCGCGACUGCUCGUGCAUGGCAGGCAGUGUACAUAGUAACAUGGACAGCCUUCAGAGGGCCUUCCCACUUUCUUCUGUCUCUGUUCAUGAUUGCUCAACCAGUUUACGUGCCUCCAAAUAUAAGUAUAACGGAUAUAUUACGUCACCAGCAGAUGGCGCUACAACUCCAGGGAAAACAGGAGGUCAGAGAGAGGCUGGGGUUCGGUUCAAAGCAGAAUGGAUUUUAGUAAAGGAGGAAGUUAGACCCAGUUUUCAAAAUCGCACAGUUAAAUUAGCAACAAAUAUUGCAGUCCCACAAACUUUGGCAGUGGAGCGUUCUGCUGAAGCCCUUGUAAUUAACUGUAAAGGAAGUCUGCUUCCUCCAGUCCCACCCCCACGCCGAGGUUUCAGCCUGGCUGGCCUGCAUCGGGCCCACAGCCUGCCUGGGAAAUACCGCUACCACGCCAACACCUCCAUGCUCUCCUCCUCCCCGCACUCAUCGAUGCUUUCCUGCACCCAUUCCUCUUCUAUACGCUCCUCCAGUCGCCCACCAACACCCUUUGACGACGAGCAUCCAUCAACGCUGUCACCCAAAAAGAAGCAGCGCAAUGGAGGCAUGCGAAAUUCACCCAACUGCUCACCCAAAGUGAUGAGACACGACCCUUUACUUAUUCCAGGAAACGAGCAGAUUGAGAAUAUGGACGCUAAUGUGAAGAGAUACGACUCCACUGGAAUGUUUCACUGGUGCCCUUCCAAAGAAAUUGAGAAAGUCAUUCUGACAAGGAGUGAGGCUUCCAUGACGGUUCUAAGUGGACAUGUCGUGGUCUGUAUAUUCGGUGAUGUCAGUUCUGCUUUGGUGGGGCUGCGAAACUUGGUUAUGCCUUUAAGAGCAAGUAACUUCCAUUACCAUGAGCUGAAGCACAUAGUGUUUGUAGGCUCACUGGAGUAUCUGAGGAGAGAAUGGGAAACCCUUCAUAACUUCCCCAAGGUCUCCAUCUUACCUGGCACACCAUUAAGUCGAGCUGAUUUAAGGGCUGUAAACAUCAACCUCUGCGACAUGUGCGUUAUCCUGUCAGCCAAUCAGAACAAUAUCGACGAUGCUUCACUGCAGGAUAAGGAAUGCAUCUUGGCAUCACUCAACAUCAAAUCUAUGCAGUUUGAUGACAGCAUUGGGGUCCUGCAGGCUAAUUCCCAAGGUUUUACACCUCCUGGAAUGGAUAGAUCGUCUCCAGACAACAGUCCAGUGCACGGGUUGGUUCGCCAGGCGUCUGUCACUACUGGCUCCAACAUCCCAAUCAUAACUGAACUAGUGAAUGAUUCAAAUGUUCAGUUCCUGGACCAAGAUGAUGAUGAUGACCCGGAUACAGAGCUGUAUCUCACCCAACCCUUUGCCUGUGGGACAGCUUUUGCCAUCAGUGUGCUCGACUCUCUUAUGAGCGCUACGUACUUCAACGAUAAUAUCCUGACGCUGAUCCGGACGCUGGUGACAGGAGGGGCUACGCCGGAGCUUGAGGCACUGUUGGCCGAGGAGAAUGCUUUGCGUGGAGGAUAUAGCACGCCACAGACGCUAGCUAACAGGGACAGGUGUCGCGUGGCACAGCUCGCCCUCUACGAUGGCCCUUUUGCAGACUUGGGGGAUGGUGGCUGUUAUGGGGACUUGUUUUGUAAAGCAUUAAAAACCUACAACAUGCUGUGCUUUGGAAUCUAUAGAUUAAGAGAUGCACACCUAAGUGCACCGAGCCAGUGCACAAAAAGGUAUGUCAUCACCAACCCACCCUAUGAGUUCGAGCUUGUUCCCACAGACCUGAUCUUCUGCCUGAUGCAGUUUGACCACAACGCAGGUCAGUCGCGAACCAGCCUGUCCCAUUCCUCCCAUUCCUCCCACUCAUCCAGCAAGAAGAGCUCCUCAGUUCACUCAAUCCCUACCACCAACCGGCCCAACCGCAGCAGCAAGACCCGCGAAAGCCGCGAAAAACACAAUGCAACAAGGAUGAAUAGAAUGAGCCAAGAAAAGAAAUGGUUUACAGAUGAACCAGAAAAUGCCUACCCAAGGAACAUUCAAAUCAAGCCCAUGAGCACUCACAUGGCCAAUCAAGUCAAUCAGUACAAAUCCACUAGCAGCCUGAUUCCACCGAUCAGAGAAGUUGAAGAUGAAUGCUGAAUCCCAGGCUUUUGACGGGUUGGAGCAUCCUGAUGUAAAAGAUGAGCGGUGAUGUGGAAACAGUGAUGAUAAUAGCGAUUCACUGACAUUUUACACCUCAAAGGUUUUUUUUUUUUUGUGAUAAUGGAAACUAGAAGGGACCUCCUAUGUGUAUACCUUUAAUGUUACUUCCAUGCUUUUGGAAACAUUUAAUUUAUAAAUGUAUACAUAGUGAUGUACAUGACAAUCAAAUAAGGAUUGUACAGCCCUCUAGCACUUUUUAAAAUUAUGUUAAAACAGUAAAGAAGUACUUCCUGUAAUUCAUUGCAAUAUUUUGUGUCUGUAGUGACCUGACUCUGUGCAGAAGGCUUUGUGUUAUCUAGGAUGAGGGUCACAGUCUUUCAGCUUGUUAACAUUACCCAAAGAACCUCAUCUGAAGUGUCGCUUUAGCCCCACUACACACAUACAUGCACGCUCAUCUGCUUCUUUUUGCACUAAAUAAUAAUGGUGGAAAAACUUGAGACCGGAAUCUGAACGUGAACGUUUCUGAAUUCACAGCACAGUGAGUAAACUUGCUGGCUGACUGUAGAGUGGCUCGCUUACAACAAGUUACUAUUAAGGGUGAUAAGAGUUGCUUAAGGGUCCUGCUUUGUGUGGAGAAGUUUUCAGUUUAGUAAACGAUGCACACAACCUGGACUUGCAAAGCAGGAAUCUGAUUUCAUUUCCAUCCACAUAAACAGUGAAGGCCAUCAUGUACAAGAAUGUACUUAUCAUGUUCAUGUAAUAAUGCAAGAGGUCAUCUCCAGCGUAGCCCUACUAAAUUGGCAAUACAUUAUCAGGAUAUGCACUACUUUUGUUGAUGUCUUUCCAUCAUGCUUGACUGCUGGUGUGUUGCUGCGGUUGUUAAAAGUGUAUAAUCAAGGCUCAUAAUGCGUCGUUUGGAAAAGCUACAGGAAAGGAAUACUAUGUUGUGGUUUACACACUACACUCACAAAGUGAUAAUGCCACUGUGGUCGAGCUUUCAAAUCAUAUUUAAACAUCUUGUCUGAUUUUGAAUUAAAGAAGAAUCUUGAAAUGUUGUGUUAAAUGCCACAUAUUGCGAAAAGUGGGCAUUCAUGGUUCCUCCUUCUGACUGAUGGCACUGCCUGUCACAUCGUUGGCACAGAGGCAGAGACAUGCUUGGAUGUUCUCUGUGACCAAACAUGAUGCCUUUAUAUUACAAGAAUCGAAAAAAAUCUACACAACAAGCAAAGCUCAAUCACGUCUGUCAUUAUCACGUAAAGAGAAUGUCGGACAGUGUGUUGUGUCGACUGCACUACACUUCACACUGGAACACGGUGGUGUGCUGAGCCUUCAUGUGGGAAGUGUAAUAAUACAUAUGUUAAGCAGAUUUUUGCUUGAAGUGUUCUGUCAGAUUUAUACAUACUGUACGUACAUAGUUAUUUUUUAUCCACAUAAGCAUAAUCAUUUUGUACUUAUUUUUAUACAUAUCAAAGAAUUUAUUUCUAAAAUGAUCUUAAAUAGAUAUUAACAAGGCUUCAGUACACACCAGUUAAGUUUGUUGUCCAACAGAACAUAUCAUGCUUUUAAAAGGACAAGUGUACUGACCAUCUCAUGCUACAGGAGACAGUCGCAAAGUUCCAGCUUCAGUUCUCCGUCUGCUUUUCUGGGAGAGAACUUUAAUACUCCAUACUUGAGCUGCUUUGAAGGACCUAGUUAUAUCAAUUAAAAUAUUCUAUUACUCAUUUUUCUGGGCUGAGAUAAACUAUCGAUACCGUAAUUAGAUGUAAACUGUAGUAUAAUUCCAAGCUGAAAGUGAAAAUUAGAUGGUGAACAUGUGCAUGAGAAUGGGUCAUUGCCAAUGGCUUGCAUCUACUCUCUCUUUCUCAGGGUAGAAUUGAUCGUUAACACUGAUAUUGACCUAAAUUAGGUCUCAGGAAAUAAAGUAACAUGCUGAAAUAUUUUCAUGUGCAGAAACUGUAAUACACUUAAAACUGUGUUUGAAAUGGCACAGACAGUCAGUGAGCUAAUCAUCAUCUAAUGCUAGAUAGAAGAAAAAACAUAGCAAUUUUACUACUGAGGAAAAAAUAUGAUAACGCUUAGUGUCGAAUUAUGUCGUGUAAAUUCUGCCCAUUUAUAGGCCACAUUUUAUUUUUUUGAAGAACAAGGAUCUCAGCUUUAAUGUUUGUCCACUGGGUGUAGUUUGAUCCUGAUGCAGCCCACUAGGCUCUGUCCUCAAGUGAUUUUGAAUUGUGAAUACAUGGAUGUUACACUUUGUAGCAAGUAGAUUCUUUAAAAUAAAAUGUGAGUAAACUCUAUGUAAAAUUGGAUUUUUAAAUAACAUACAUUCUAGUCUGGGGAGGAAAAAAAAAGGAUUUAGACCUAAAACGAAUCAUAAAUCAAAAUAUACUGGAGUCAUUUUUAGAGGCUUUGUCCAAGAUUCUUUUCCUGUAAUGAAACUCAUGCAGUGUGAUGUAAAGCUAAAGUAUGGUGUAGGACGAAGGAUUGAAUGUUUUUGAGAGAAGCUAAUUUCAGAGUCAUACUGUAAUUUCAGUUUGUUAUUUCUUUAAUAUCAGCGUUUACAUUCCAUGUUGCCAGUUUUUAAGCAAUUAUAUGUUAUAGUAAUUAAGUCAUUGUUUAAAACGCUCACUAUCACUAUUUGUUUACAGAUAUAGCAAUUAGUAUAUUUCAGGAAUGUUUUUUUCUCUGUCAGUAGAUUUAGGAUUUUUCUUUCUUUUUUUUUUCUUUAGACAGCUAAAGUCUGUCCACAAAGUGAUAAACAAGGCUUGUCCUUCAGCUUGACUAUAUUCUCCAGUGUGCAACAAGAGCCACAGCAGCUCAGUGCAGUGUAUGUGUGUGUGUGUUUGCGUGUGUGUGUGUGUGUGUGUGUGUGUGUGUGUGCGUGUGUGUGUAUACGUGUGUACCUGCUGCGAGGUGAAACCACUCUUCUCUACAUAUCAGUCUGUCUAAAGUGCCAUGAAGUUGUCUAUAACCCAGCAUCAUCCAGUCAGAUGUUAAAAUCAUUAAGAGGAUUUUUGUGGCAUCUAUUCCUGGCAUGGAGAACAUCCAAGCCAUGCAAGCCUCCAUGCCAGGGCAAGUGCAGGCAGUGCUGCAGUUCAACUGAAGGGGGAACGCCUGAAGACCCACUAAAGCGAAAAGUGGCAUCUAAGAGAGCUCAAAGGUUCAGCUAGAGAGCCAGACUCUACUGAUACACAUAUAACUUCAUAAAAAAAAACCACACUGACUGAAUGAUGCUGUUAACUACAUGCGGUUUAAUGUGUCUGUAUGAUCAUCUGUCCACUUGUUAAAGAGUGUUAUUUCAGACUAUUAUUCUACUAUAAAAAUUGUCUGUCAAUACAACGUUACAAACUGUAUUGAAUAAUGUGCUUUAAGGGAAUUAAGUCUUAACUGAAAGUUAAAACCUAAGCUGAAACUGCUAUUUUUUUUUUUUAAUUUUCAUUUUAAUAAAGUCAGAACAUUCAGUUUCCAUUUAAUUAUUUGGCUGUUCAUUACAGGAAAAAGGAGUUUGAACUGUUUUGGCUAAUGGAGAAAUGGAGAACUUGAUGGUGCUGAGUUGAUCUACCUGACUCUGUCAAAUAUAACCUGCUGAUAAACAUACUGUCUUGUACAAAAAGUUUGUACAUAAAUUGUACAUGUUUCUUUUUGUAUUUUCUCAAAUUAAAAUGGAUGUAUUUGUGUUCUAAGGACUGUCAUUUUUUGAGGUUGCUGAAAGCAAGUUUUACUGUAACUGACCACUGAUUGUGUAACCAUGCUUAUACCUCAGAGCUCUUUAAUCAAUUAGUCAGAUUAAUUGUUUCAAUACUCU